Mytilinidion resinicola is the source of this 1623-nucleotide messenger RNA. RefSeq lists its product as uncharacterized. The record is from RefSeq and is a predicted model, not a curated record. Bases 4 to 1146 code for a protein of 380 amino acids. The transcript is spliced from 2 exons. Lineage: Eukaryota; Fungi; Ascomycota; Dothideomycetes; Mytilinidiales; Mytilinidiaceae.
UAUAUGUCCCUGAUGAGAAUCUCUCUGCCGCAUGGGCGUCCUCGUUUCAGAGCAAUUAUCUGGCAAGCGCAUCAUAGACAGUUCCGCCGAAAGGCUUCCUCCGCCGCGAAGGAAAGCCCGGAAUCUCUCGAACCACUCGUCCAAGAUGUCCACCUCCGAAAAGCGAGCAAUCGCCCUCUUCCAAUACCCCCGGUGCUCAAGCCCAUGGCUGCUUCAAUCAAGCCGCCAUGGAAAGAGCCCAAGCCAGAUCCCGACCUAAAUAAUCUCACUCCUUUUCAAAAGAAGCUCUACCAAAAUCCGUAUGCUCAUGCACUCGCGACGCCCGUUAGACUCUGCUCCGCUACGCUCUUGCGACUGCCAUCAGAUCUCCUACUCUCAAUGCAAGUUAAACUGCAUCCUACCACCGAGGCGCCAUGGCUUGUUCCCGCAGCCCUUGCCUCCAAGUCCAAUAAUCACGGCGUACCAGUACGAUACUUGGCCCAGGAAUCAAUGAUAUUAUACCUUACUCGCAACAAAAGAGAGCCCUGGAAAUACACUCUUCCCCUCCGAAUCGUCGAAAAUCUCGGCUCCGCAAUUAAGAAAUUAGUCUGGCGUGAAGACAUGCCUGCUUUGCUCCUGUCUAUUCUUCGGAAACAACUAGUGGCCAACCUUCGAUGGUUUUUUGGCAAAACAUCAAAUCACUUAGUUCCAUGUGAAAGCCAGAGCCCAACCGAUGUCGACCACAUUGACGAUGUCUCUUGCAUUCUGUGCCUUCGUACUUUGACAACUGGGGUGGACCAUCUCCAUACCGAGCUGACACAAAUCGUGCUGAAGGCUGAACAGAGUGCAGACAAGAUCUCCAAGAGACACCGGCAGACGUACGACACCAGUAAAACGAGUUCUGAUCCACCUCCGCACGUUCCUCGUCUGAAGCCUAGCCUACGAUUCCCCCCGCUUCACUUCCCUACGGCUGUCUGGAGAGGUAGACGUGUUCCAGUUUACAGUCUUAUUGACCUACUCGGCGAAGAGCAUCUAGCUGAGCUCAUAAAGGACACGAAGUUCCAGGAUGAGAAAAAUGUCGUAGUCAUGAGAGAAUCUCGAAUUGCAGUCUCGGCGCAAAUUAAGUUAAUGCAACUCCAAGCGUACUUAGCGAAGCCUAUGCCUUGACAGGAUCAUUGGAAAAGGCAAAGACAGAAUCGGGCCUCGCUCAUUUAUUCACAUGCCAGGGGAGCAGCUUUGGGGAAACUAAUGAUACUCCGAUGCAGCAUUUCGCGUCAUGUAUAAACUCCAUCGAGUUCUGAUCGUUGCCUGUGGAACAGACACCACAAAACAGCGUGCAGUUGGGCUGAGAUGGUCAGAGCGAAUUCACAAAGCCUAUCCCUUAACCCGUCGAGGCGCAACGCUCGGGCUAACGCCAAGCGAACAUCAUUCUGGCAGCUGGCGUAGGAAGGGCAAAGGAUCAGUGAGGAAAGCAUCAGUUGUAUUGAGGUGCUAAUGAGUGGCUAUAUAGUGAAGAGAGACCAGGGGUUGCAGGCAGCAACGGUGACAAAACAACAGGUGAACCCUGUCCAGCUGAGAAGUGAACCCUGUACAGCUGAGACGCGUAGACAGACGUGCGUAGGAGCAUUCUAACUGGCUGCCACA